AUGCCCCCUCGCAUUCCGUCCGCAACUUCCCAGGCAGCAGCUGAAAGAGCUCGCGCGGAAGGCCGCGCGCGCCAGAUGUGCGGCGAAGGUCCUUUGACGGAUGUCGUAGACGCCGGGCUUCUAAAGGCGGAGUUGUCUCAGUUCUACGCGAAGCAGGAGGGAACCGAAGGCCCACCGCCGGGUCGAAUCGCUCUCAAUCGCACGAAGCAGGCGCUAGACUAUAUUUUUGUGGCUGCGGAGGGUGCUCGACGCAUCACCAAAGCCAUAACGCGAGCGCUCUGGGCUCUUUUGUUGGUUGAGAUGGUACGCAAGCAUAUUCUGUCAGCUCGAAUCGCCAUUUACCGUGAGCAGAAGUUUGCCAGGAAGCUUAACGACGUCUCCCUGGUCAGGCCUCUGGAAGCUUUCAUCCAAACUAUUACGAGCGGGGCGAGGCGAGAUAAUAGUUGGGAUAUCGGGAAGGUUCGCCACCUACUGGCAAGAGGAUGGCCGGAGGACCAGCCUGUUCGCAAGCUGAAGUCGAUUGAACUGGGCCCUCUGCACUGGUGGCGAGCUAUCAACGAGCUUGAACUCAAGAAGCCGUUCUUGCGCCAGAACAUCUACGACGCCGCGCGCACGCUUGCCACUCCUUUGUCGCCUACGCGCCCUCCGAGAGCCCCGUCGACGUCGCGUUCCGCAUCGGCGAGCAGUCGGCCCGCCCGCGAGGCAGCAGGCACAACAAACGCCGCUCUCCGAGGCACUGUCAUACUGGACGACGACCAGGGAGGGACAUACAACCCCGAGGACGCUGACAGACAGGACGCGCCGACGCAGGCGAGACCAUGGCGCUUCGGCGACAAUACGUCUGCGGAGUUUACCGUUCGUGUGUCUUCACCGGCGGCACGCACUGCGCCAUCGCCGCCACCGCCGCAGCCGCCACCGCCGGGUUCGUCAAGGCGCGCGCAGCCGUCCCCUUGGCUCGCACCCAGUGGCUUCACCGCGGAUCUCAAGUGGAAUAUUCUGGACUACAAUGCUCAUAAGGAGAUGUUGAAGAAGUGGCCGCGCAACCAGCACGCGCCCGAUAGUGCGGUUUGGGAGCACCCAAAUUCACACGGCUUGAGGGUUCUCGCAGAUGGCUUGCCGAAGACGUUCCAGGUACGCCCGCUCUUGCAUUUGGACUUGGAGACCGCGGCCGUAAACUCACACUCUCACUCUCACCAGACGCCGUGCGCCAACUGUCGAAAACGAUUCUAUAUUUGCAUUCCUCACGGAUCGAAGGCGUGUUUGCCCUGUUACUGGGAGAAGGGCAGCCAGGGCAAGUGCGAGGGUGGUGUGCCGCCUGAAGGUCCUGUCGAAAAGCCGGACUUCAAGAUUCGCGUCGCUUUCUUCAAGGAGCUCGACGCAGCUGGCGUGUAUCCCUUUCCCCAUCACUACGUACACGAGGACGGCCGUGCUCGUCACGGACCCGGAGCAGGAGGGGUAGGUAAGCCGCCUGGGUAUGCUCCCGCCCCGCGCUACAGCCCUCCUCGGCCCGAGGACGCCGCCACCAACGACAUUCAAGACAGAGCACCCCCUGUUUCCACACCGACCGCUCCAGCUCAAGAUGCUCCGUCUUCCCUUGGUGAUCCUAUAUCGCACGCCCCUGAUACUCAAGGACCUGCACCCCUUAGCGAUCCUCCCCCCGCCGCUACGCCAGCAACUGUGCCAAAGGUUGCUGCCCAGGAGGCGCCCGAGGUCGCAAAUGAAAUGCAAGACGCUGCGCCGCAGGCUCCAGCGGGCGCGGGCAUUGGCAACGGCUCUGACGGCAACGUCGUCCGCAAAGACGUCGCCAUGACCGAUGUUGAGAGCGCGCCCAAGGGCAAACGGAAGCGCCAUCACGCGUCGACCGCGGGUGAGAAUGAACUUCCACCCCCGCGAUCUGACGCGGCGGCGGCUGAGGCUGCCCCUCCUCGCAAGCGCAAGCGCCGCGACGCCGCUCACGCAGUUCCCAAGGCCGUGUCUGGUGCAGACAACGCCGGAGCAACGAAUUCUAGGCGGAGUGAUGCGCUGCUCGCCGGCGCGGCGGCGUCUACGGAACGGCCUGUCUCUGCCAUCCCAUCCAACAGCGAAAAUCUGCAGGAGACGGUGUACAACAGUUCGCAGUCACGCUCGCAAUCGGCCACCGCGUCGCCCCCACUGUCGCCGGCCACUGCAGACGGCCUCAACGCAUCCCUUCCUGGGCCCGUCGACAAAGCGAAGGGCAAAGUCCUCGACCGCUCUAGGCCUACUGGCCAACAGCAACGCAGCAGCCGCGCUGAGAGUCAGGUGCAGUUUCACAGCCCCGUCCCUAGGACGCGCUCGGUACCGCGAGAGAGCUCGCUCAGGUUUCCUUCCCACCCCUGGCCAGUCAUUCCUGACCGCAACAUGCAGGUCGAUGGCGACAGGGCACGCGAGACGCCCGGCGGUGUUUCAGGGAUCUCAUAUCCGCAUGCCCCGCCGCCAAUGUCGACGCUCAAUCUCUCUGGGGAUAUCUUCCUCGCAAAUCAUGUGGAACGAGCCCUCUGCCACGAGUUACGGGACGUCAGCAAUCAUCAUCGCGACUGGAUUUUAGGGAGGCAUCGCGAGAUUAUGCAGGCCCUUCGCGAGUUGCAGACUGUGGUCCAGGCGCAAGGUUUGGGUUACCCAGCUCCCAACUCUACCGUUGGACACCGCGGCCCUGGUACCGCCGUCUUCGUCAACAGCUCCAACGCGCCCCCGGCAAUCGCCGCUUCACAAGGCGGACAACGGCGCCAGGAUGCCGACCACAAUCUCACGGAUGGGGCGCGUUUGCAUACUGUCGGGCUUUCGGAAGAUCGUUUGAAGGGCAUACUGGCAAGCUCCUUAGCGCCCUUUCACGACAUGGCUGGGAACGUUCAAGAUCUCACCCGGCAUUUCGCGGAACUUGAGCCCAUUGCUGGCCGCGUGAAUGAGAUGUCUGGGCGUGUGGACUCGAUCUCAGGGCAUGUGGCCGCUAUGGGCACCGACAUGCAGUCGCUGGUUGCACGGGUGCAGCGCCUCGAAGAUGUUGGCCCUCUCGCGCGCAAUCUGCGCGUCUUCAACGAACAUCAGGAUCGAAUGGGCGAAGCGCCUGCACCAAUCCUGAUUCUGCGCUAG
Messenger RNA from Peniophora sp. CBMAI 1063, 3108 nucleotides. The record is from the annotation of a GenBank genome assembly. NCBI's taxonomy places the organism in Eukaryota, Fungi, Basidiomycota, Agaricomycetes, Russulales, Peniophoraceae.